AUGCUUGAAUGGAGGGAAGCAUUUGGUGACCUCAACUCUACCUGCACAUUAUCUCAGGGACUUCCUUCGAGUGUUGCUGUCAGUGUAUCGCUGUUUGCCUGACACUACUUGCUGGACGCUGAUCAUUCCAAAUGUCAGCAUCUCGCUCUCCUCUCUCGCUCACAGUCUUCCGUGCCCCUGCUGACCCUUCACCGCUGCCUCGGCCAUCUCGCACCGUCGUCCAUACAGAAGAUGGUUGCCGCUGGUUUGCUGGAAGGUCUCGGGGCCGGAUAUAGUGACGAAGAGGUAGAGAAGUUUGUCUGCAAUGCUUGCCUCAGUGCAAAGGGCCAUCGUCUUCCUUUUCCCGAUUCGGACUCGCACUCCUCAGAGAGACUCGGCCUCGUACACAGCGAUGUGCUUUCCUUUCCCGAGUCGUCCUUGACUGGCAAGCGUUACCUGGUCACGUUUCUUGACGACUUCUCGCGCAAACUGUGGGCAUACGCGAUCGGACACAAAAGCGAAGUCUUUGGCGUGUUCAAGACAUGGCUUGCCGAGGUCGAACUCGAGACGGAUGCAAAACUGAAGGUCCUCCGAACCGACAAUGGUGGCGAAUACUGUUCGAGAGCGUUCACGGAAUUCUGUAAGGCACGCGGCACACGUCGACAAUACUCUAUCCCUCGAACGCCUCAACAGAACGGUCGUGCCGAACGAGUCAAUCGUUCUAUCGUCGAAGGUGUCCUUGCCCUCCUUGCAGACGCCCACUUACCCAAAUCAUUCUGGGAGGAGGCAGCAGCUUAUUUCGUCUACUGCAAGAACCUGUGCGAACACUCGGCCCUGGACAAGGCAACACCGAACUUCGCCUGGCAGGGCGACCGCACCAACGCCUCGGCGCUUCACCCGUUCGGCUGCACGGCUUGGCUCACAGUCGCGCCUGAACUUCGCUCGAAACUCGACCCGAAAGCGGUUCGCGUUCUCUUCACCGGCUAUGACCUGGCUUCUAAAGCCUUCCGUUUCUACGACACGACGACCAAGAAGAUCAGUUUGGGCAGAAAUGCCAGGUUCCUCGACAACGAAUUUCCCGGGUUACGUAGCGACUCCACCGAGCAAGACGCCGACACGCACUUCGCCAGCGCUUGCCCGACCACCGAAUCCCAAGCCGUUGUCAAGACAUGGACCCCACUAGUAAGGUCGGCGCACAUGGACGUCUCAUCCUCUCUUGAUGACUCUGCCAUGAGCGCCGUUGACGUGGCCCCAGGGUACACUGGCGGAACCUUACUUAAUUCCACAGAUGCCGAAUCGUCCUCGUCACCGUCUCCUGAGCCGUCCUCGUCACCGUCGCCCGCAACUCCCUUGUCACCGUCGCCUGCGCUGUCACCGUCGUUGGCUGCGUCAUCGUCACCCUCGGCCUUACCGACCGACUCUGACUACUCCGCCGACCCUCUGGACCUCAUCGGCUCACAGACCCCGACUCGCCUCGGCCCACCGGACGUGCACCGCCCAGACUUCAGCACGUACCGUGAGCCCGCAUCGGCUGAGGAGUCGCCCGACGAACUCGACAUCAUUGGGCGCCACUCGCGCGAUGAAUCGCCGGACGAAAUCGAUUUCCUCACCCAACACCACCGCGCCUUCAUCGCCACCGACGACGACAACUCUGACACAGAAGCCAUUCAACCAGUCAAGUCCAUCACCAGCGACCCACAGACAUGGCGCGAGGCAAUGUCGAGUGACAAGCGCGAAGUGUGGGCCAAGGCCGCUACCGACGAGUUCAAUUCCAUGCGCGACGACUUCAAGGUCUUCACCAUCGAGGACCGAUCCACGGUACCAGCGGGUGCGACCAUCGUCACAUCCAAGUUCGUCUGGAAAACGAAACGGAAUGCACUCGGCGAAGUCACCGGCCACAAGGCACGGCUCGUGGCGCAGGGAAAUCGGCAACGCGACGGCAUCGACUUCAACGAAACCUUCGCACCAGUCGCACGCUUCUCCUCGAUACGCUCACUCCUCGCGCUGGCGGCCGCCAACGGCUUGCACGUGCACCAGGCGGACAUCGACAAAGCCUAUCUGCAUGGCGACCUUGACCAUGACAUCUGGAUGACGACACCGCGCGGCUUCGACCUUCCCACCGACAAGGUGCUUCGUCUGCGACGCUCCAUCUACGGACUCAAAUAGGCUGGCCGAAUCUGGAAUCGACACAUCGACGCAUCGCUUCGAGAUCUCGGCUAUACGGCGACGGGCACCGACCACUGCGUGUACUCUCGGAUCGACGAUCGGCGACGCCCACACUACAUCGCGCUGUACGUCGACGACCUCCUGAUGAUCAGCCCCGACUUGGCCGAAAUUGAACGUGUCAUCUCGGGCCUCGAACAACGCUACGGCGUCAAGCGCCUCGGCCCGGCAGAGUACAUCCUCGGCAUCCAGAUCAGGCGACUCGAAGACGGUUCUAUUGCCCUGUCCCAGGAACGGUACAUCAUGGACGUGCUUGCUCGGUUCCACUUCGACACCACGACUCGCGGCACUACAGUCCCGAUGACCCCCGGCCUUUCGCUCACCGCCAUCCCGGGUCAAGGCACCGAACGGAUCAGGUCAUGGUAUCUGCAGGCUAUCGGCUCGCUCCUCUACAUUUCGCUCGGCACCCGCCCCGACAUCGCCUUCGCCGUGUCCUACCUGGCCCGCUUCGCCAACAACCCUGGACGUCGUCACUGGAUCGCGGUCAAGCACAUCCUCCGCUAUCUCCGGGCCACAUAUCGCGACGAACUGGUUUAUGCUUGCGGCGAGACACGCAUCACGGGCGUGGUUGGCUACUCCGACGCGAACUGGGGGGCCUGCGUCGAUACGUCGGUGUCCACUAUGGGCUACGUCUUCUACAUUGCCGGAUCCGCCGUGUCUUGGUCGUCCAAGCGUCAAUCUCGAGUUGCCGAUUCUACCACCGACGCUGAAUACCUCGCCCUCUCGCAUGCUGGCAAGGAAGGGAUCUACCUCAGUCAGCUGCUCGAGGAGCUCCAUGUCCAACCUGUUGCACCGGCUCACAUUUUUACUGACAAUGAAGCCGCUGCCGCAGUUGCCCACGACCCUGUCCGCGUCUCCGGCACUCGACACAUACGCUUGCGCGAGCACUUUGUUCGGGACAUGGUGAAUCGGGGCGAUAUCUCACUCUCGCAUGUGGGAACCAGCAACAUGGUGGCCGACAUCUUCACAAAGGCUCUUGGCCCAAAGAUUUUCUCGACACACUGCUACGCACUAGGCCUUCGCACUCGACACCCACGGCUUGGAUCUGCCUCGCAUUCGCGUGGGGGGGGGUGUGAAGAGUCCACUCUCAGCUCGACAGGGGCGCCUCGGUCGUUGCGCGCGCCUGCUAGCCUGGCCCCUGUGGUGGGGACUUAG
Messenger RNA from Microbotryum saponariae, 3357 nucleotides. The record is from the annotation of a GenBank genome assembly. NCBI's taxonomy places the organism in Eukaryota, Fungi, Basidiomycota, Microbotryomycetes, Microbotryales, Microbotryaceae.